AUGUGUAGAACACAUCGAUUUGUUGGUUGUGCACUGCUAGCAUUUCUGGACAGAGGCGUAUUGGGCGAUGCCGUCUCUGCCCCCAAACCGUAUAACUUCUGGAGUCGAGAUUCUGAUAGAGCGAUGAAUGCCAGCGGGCCUCAGACCACGGCAAAUGGCACCUCGUUGUACCCGGAUUCUAACUUCAAUGUUUCAGAAGAGUGCGUCCUUUGGGACAAUACAUGUCACGGCGACAAGCAAAAUGCGGCAUCUAUCUUCUUCGGAAAGACUUUAGCGGCCUUGUUGGAAAACGAAUGCUUUACUGUUAUAGACAGCGCUGUGGAUGCAGUCGUUGGGCUCAAUCAAAUGAUAGAUGAAGAACAGGCUCCCUAUGAUCCAGCCGAAUGUCCGGGCGGCAUUUCCGGCAUACCGCCUGCUACCUCAUCAAUGUGGUCAAGCCUGAAAGGCUGGAUGAGGGAGCCUGCGUGUGCAUCUUCCUCCCUGGUAUACGGGUCAGCAGUCCGCCAGCCGCCAGCACAAGACGCCAUCUAUGGUUGCUGCGGGCCUUGCGCGAUUGGUGGUCCUAAUGUUGACGUGUACUACUGGCCAUCACCCGAGGCCAACACUUCGUGCUUGAAUAUCAUUGGUACGAGCGUCAACCCACCGACUGAAGGCGCAACCACGGCCGGCGGCUACACAUACUGGGGCUAUACGCCUAUAGAUGCCAACAUAUACAACCAGAUUGUUACCACCAUUGUGUAUACUUCGAUUAACGGAAUUUACUUCAAAAUGCCGAUGUCGAACCCCUGGGAGUCUAAACCAGGCGCGAGCACCAGUAAUAACCCUGGAAUGUGGAGUUUGCCGUCAACGACACUUCCUAAUUGGAGCACGCCGAAAAUCCAACGACGGGCGGAAUCGUCGGAAGCAACGAUCCAAGCUCGUGCGAAUCCCAUUGCCAUAUCAAACCCGCCCCACGCCCCGAUGAAUGGAUCGAAGUGGGACACUAUAAGGAAUGACUCCUCCCCACAUAGUAUUGUUACGUCCGGCAGUCAUACUUUUACUUCUCCUUCCAUUUACGUCAACUUUUAUAGCCUGAGCGCAACUGAUUCCUGUGGGUAUCGAGGCAAUAACAUCAACUCUACGCUAGUUGCAUUUGCUCCAGGAGAGCUCUCGACCGUCGCGACUGCCAUGUAUCCCGCACUCGAAUCUACUAUUACUCCGGCAUCCAUCUACAACUUCGAUAACCUGCCAUGCCCGCCAAUGAGCGUCAUGUGGAGUCAGUGGUAUAAACCAGAACCUGGGGAGCCUUAUCGUCCCCUAAUCGUCUUUCCAUCCAAGCUUCUCGACAUGGAUCCUUUGUGGAAGGUUUGCACCCAAGGCUAUUUCACGGGCUACGAUCCACCGAGAACGCUCGAUCCAGCAACCGCGAUGGUACCUAAGGUGACUCCGCCGUCGAACCCUAAUCCAGAUCCAAGGCCAGCAACGCCUGCUGCGACACAAGAGAAUUUGCCAAAGAGGACCACUACACCCGCUGAUCCUACUAAGACGUCAGGUGAUCCCUCUUUAGCAAAGAGCCAUAGCAGUGGUGGCAUGCAAGUGGACCCGUCACAGCAAACAGACCCACUCAGAGGUACGAAGAAAGCUCCGGCCGAUCCUUCAUCGAACAAUCAAGGCAAUGAAGAUCUGCAGGGACAGUCUUUACAGGAGGAGCCUGCUUCCAGUGAUCUCAAGAAUGGUCCCACAAAUCAUGCGUUGCCAAAUAAUGCGGUCAACAGCGAUUUAGAUCAGCCAGCAAAUAACAUGCAUGCAUCCGGAGGGCCCUCAAUGGAGGAUGUAGGCACAGUACACCAACCACAGCCGCUUGCAACAUCAGCUCUAAUUUUGAUGACUGCUGUAUCAGGCAGUCAUCAUGUCUUAGCAACAGUUGAGGGCUACAAUAUUGACGGCGUAGAUAUCAGACCUGGCGGUAGCGCACCCGAUGUUAGGGGGCAACAGAUCGCUGUUGACUCGAGCAAUGAUCCUCAAAUUGGUGGUCAAACAGCACACACUGAGCCGGUAGUAUCCUUAGUGACCACCGCAAUCGCAAACCACGUGGUUACACCCUUGCCGAAAGGUGUCGCCAUUCAAGGGUUUACACUCAACAACGGGGGUCCUGCAACGAUCGUUGCCAGUACGACAUUCUCUGUCGACACAUCGGGCAACAUGUUUGUGAAUGGCCACUCCUAUCGUAUAAACAACGAUAGCCCCGUACCCAUGACGAUAAACGGGGAAGUAGUCAUACCUCUGCCAACGGGGAUAUCUAUACACUCCGCAACUCUCACGCCAAACGCGCCAGCUCUUGUCAUCUCAGGUACCUCUUACUCGCUUGAUUCGUCCAGCAAUCUACACUUUGGCGGCUCAAGCUACAUGUCAAUCGUCAAGAUCGCCGAUGUCGACCCGACUCAGGUAAACACAAUCGCUGGCCAGCCUGUAAUCGAGCUUGCAACGGGCGUUUCCAUAGCCGCCACAACGCCUAAAACUGGUGCUCCAGCAAUCCAGGGCCUGUCCGGCGUGCCCAUAACCCUAGACUCGUCUAAUCUAAUUGUUGGCUCUGUUACGAUACCCGUGCAGAACAGUUCUUCCUCGGGAUCUCUUCCGGAAUUGAUCUCAGGCGGGUUAUCUAGCCAAACAACGGAUGGGGUCAGUAACCCUGGAAAAAAGAAUGGUAGUAGUCUGCUGGCUUUUACGGGUGGCUCAGGAAGGCGAAAGCGAGACUUCAGCAUGUUGCUGUCAGGGUUGAUUGGGGCCUGGACUAUCAUUGUACUACUAAGUUCUUGA
Letharia columbiana is the source of this 2796-nucleotide messenger RNA. RefSeq lists its product as uncharacterized. NCBI's taxonomy places the organism in Eukaryota, Fungi, Ascomycota, Lecanoromycetes, Lecanorales, Parmeliaceae. The coding region runs from base 1 to 2796 and encodes 931 amino acids. The record is from RefSeq and is a predicted model, not a curated record. The transcript has a single exon.